This is a messenger RNA of Neopsephotus bourkii (Bourke's parrot), 1745 nucleotides long. RefSeq lists its product as uncharacterized. The transcript is spliced from 2 exons. Gene Ontology annotation, biological process: DNA integration. Bases 334 to 1728 code for a protein of 464 amino acids. Lineage: Eukaryota; Metazoa; Chordata; Aves; Psittaciformes; Psittacidae. The record is from RefSeq and is a predicted model, not a curated record. Gene Ontology annotation, molecular function: RNA stem-loop binding; RNA-DNA hybrid ribonuclease activity.
UUUUGGAGUCAGGGAUACAGAGGAUCUGAGGCCAGCUAUACCCCAGCUGAAAAAGAGAUACUGGCAGCCUAUGAAGGGAUUCGAGCUGCUUCAGAAGUGAUUGGCACUGAAGCACAGCUUCUCCUGGCACCCCAGCUGGCCAUGCUGGGCUGGAUGUUCAAAGGCAGGGUCUCCCCUACGCAUCAUGUAACCGAUGCUACAUGGAGUAAGUGGUCUGCACUAAUUAUGCAACGAGCUUCAACAGGAAAUCCCAGUCACCCAGGAAUCCUAUAAGUCAUCAUGGACUGGCCAGAGUGAAGAGAUUUUGGAAGGUCACCAGAGGAGGAGGAGGUGAUGCGUGCUGAAGAGGCCACACCAUAUAAUCAGCUGUCAGAAAGUGAAAAGCAGUAUGCCUUGUUUACUGAUGGGUCCUGCCGUAUUGUGGGAAAACAUCGGAGAUGGAAGGCAGCUGUAUGGAAUCCUCGACGACAAGUUGCAGAAACUGCUGAAGGAGAGGGUGAAUCGAGUCAGUUUGCUGAGGUGAAAGCCAUCCAACUGGCCCUGGACAUUGCUGAACGAGAAAAGUGGCCAGUACUUUAUCUCUAUACUGACUCAUGGAUGGUGGCAAAUGCCCUGUGGGGGUGGUUGCAGCAAUGGAAGCAGAGCAACUGGCAACGCAGAGGUAAACCUAUCUGGGCUGCUGCACUGUGGAAAGAUAUUGCUGCCCGGGUGCAAAACCCGGUGGUGAAGGUACGUCAUGUAGAUGCCCAUGUACCCAAGAGUCGGGCCACUGAGGAACACCAGAACAACCAACAAGUGGAUAAAGCUGCUAAGAUUGAAGUGGCUCAGAUGGACUUAGAUUGGCAACAUAAAAGUGAAUUAUUUUUGGCCCGGUGGGCCCAUGACACUUCAGGCCAUCAGGGCAGAGAUGCAACAUAUAGAUGGGCCCGUGAUCGAGGGGUGGACUUAACAAUGGACACUAUUGCCCAGGUUAUUCAUGAGUGUGAAACAUGUGCUGCCAUUAAACAAGCCAAACGGUUAAAACCUCUUUGGUAUGGAGGACGAUGGCUGAAGUAUAAAUAUGGGGAGGCCUGGCAGAUUGAUUAUAUCACACUGCCACCAACCUGCCAAGGUAAGCGCCAUGUGCUUACCAUGGUGGAAGCAACCACCGGAUGGCUGGAAACGUACGCUGUGCCCCACGCCACUGCCCGGAACACUAUCCUGGGCCUUGAGAAACACAUUUUGUGGCGACACGGCACCCCAGAGAGAAUUGAGUCAGACAACGGGACUCAUUUCCGGAAUAACCUUAUAGACACUUGGGCCAAAGAGCAUGGCAUUGAGUGGGUAUAUCACAUCCCCUACCAUGCACCAGCCUCUGGGAAAAUCGAAAGGUACAAUGGGCUGUUAAAAACUACACUGAGAGCAAUGGGUGGGGGAACUUUCAAGCAUUGGGAUACACACUUACCAAAGGCCACCUGGUUGGUCAACACUAGAGGAUCUGCCAACAGGGCUGGCCCAGCCCAAUCGGAACUUUUACAUAUUGUAGAGGGGGACAAAGUUCCUGUGGUGCAUAUGAAGAAUUUGCUGGGGAAGACAGUCUGGGUUAUUCCUGCUUCAAGUAAAGGCAAACCCACUCGUGGGAUUGCUUUUGCUCAGGGACCUGGAUACACUUGGUGGGUAAUGCAGGAUGAUGGGGAAGUCCGAUGUGUACCUCAAGGGGAUUUAAUUUUAGGGGAAAACAGCCAAUGAACUUAAUUGUAUGUUGU